AUGGGGAUAGGGACCAGGGCCCAUGUUCCAAUCAGCAGUGAAUGCAUUCGAAAGCAGAUCCACCUCUGCGUCAAUGUGGAUUGGGAGGACAGAUUGGAUGCAGGUGGAGGUAUUCCAGGAGUUGCCAAGUGCAGUUCCUCCCAGAGCAUCGGGCUGUCCAGUGGCUGGGCUGGGCUGCUCUGGGUAAGACGGCAGCGCGAGAAGCCAGGAGCGCAGGUCGACAAGUUCGAGUUCUCCCGCAAGGACCUGAUCGGGCACGGCGCCUUCGCCGUGGUCUUCAAGGGCCGCCACCGCGAGAAGCAUGAUCUGGAGGUUGCGGUUAAAUGUAUUAACAAGAAGAACCUUGCCAAGUCCCAGACGCUGCUGGGGAAGGAAAUCAAAAUCCUCAAGGAACUGAAGCACGAGAACAUCGUGGCCUUGUAUGAUUUCCAGGAAAUGGCCAAUUCUGUCUACCUGGUCAUGGAGUACUGUAACGGUGGGGACCUGGCUGACUACCUGCACACCAUGCGGACACUAAGCGAGGACACCAUCAGGCUCUUCCUGCAGCAGAUCGCUGGUGCCAUGCGGCUGCUGCACAGCAAGGGCAUCAUCCACCGCGACCUGAAGCCCCAGAACAUUCUGCUGUCCAACCCCGGCGGACGACGUGCCAAUCCCAAUAACAUUCGCGUCAAGAUCGCUGACUUUGGGUUCGCCCGGUACCUCCAGAGCAACAUGAUGGCGGCCACACUCUGCGGCUCUCCCAUGUACAUGGCCCCCGAAGUCAUCAUGUCCCAGCAUUACGACGGGAAGGCAGAUCUGUGGAGCAUUGGCACCAUCGUUUACCAGUGCCUGACAGGGAAGGCGCCCUUCCAGCAGCCAGAGGCAGGGCCGAGCCGGGAGCAGGCACUCAUGCUGUCGCUGCCCCACCAGGCCAGCAGCCCCCAGGACCUCCGACUGUUCUACGAGAAGAACAAGACACUGAUCCCCACCAUCCCCCGGGAGACCUCGGCCCCUCUGAGGCAGCUGCUCCUGGCCCUGCUGCAGCGCAACCACAAAGACCGCAUGGACUUUGAUGAGUUUUUCCAUCACCCAUUCCUGGAUGCCAGUGCCUCCAUCAGGAAGUCCCCGCCUGUGCCCGUACCCUCAUACCCAAGCUCAGGGUCUGGCAGCAGCUCCAGCAGCAGCUCCACCUCCCACCUGGCCUCCCCGCCGUCCCUGGGGGAGAUGCCACAGCUGCAAAAGACACUGACCUCCCCAGCCCACACUGCUGGCUUCCUGCAUGGCUCCCGGGACUCAGGUGGCAGCAGCAAGGACUCAUCCUGCGACACAGACGACUUUGUCAUGGUCCCGGCCCAGUUUCCAGGUGACCUGGUGGCUGAGGCGGCCUGUGCCAAGCCCCUGCCAGAUAGCCUGAUGUGCAGCGGGAGCUCGUUGGUGGCUUCCGCUGGCCUGGAGAGCCAUGGUCAGACCCCAUCUCCAUCACCCCCCUGCAGCAGCUCCCCUAGCCCCUCAGGCCGGGCUGGUGCCUUCUCCAGCAGCAGGUACGGCGCCUCUGUCCCCAUUCCAGUACCCACUCAGGUGCAGAACUAUCAGCGCAUUGAGCAAAAUUUGCAGUCGCCCACCCAGUAUCAGACAGCUCCGUCGUCUGCCAUCCGCAGGUCAGGCAGUACCAGCCCCCUGGGGUUUGCACGGGCCAGCCCAUCACCCCCAUCCCAUGCUGAGCAUGGAGCUGCCUUGGCCAGGAAGUUGUCCCUGGGUGGGGGCCGGCCUUACACUCCUUCUCCACAAGUCGGAACCAUCCCGGAGCGGCCAGGCUGGAGCAGGGCACCCUCCCCACAAGGAGCCGAGAUGCGGGGUGGCAGGUCCCCUCGUCCAGGCUCCUCCCUGCCCGAGCACUCUACCCGCACCACCGGGCUGGGCUGCCGCCUGCACAGCGCCCCCAACCUGUCUGACCUGCACGUCGUCUGCCCCAAGCUGUCCAAACCCCCCACGGACCCAUUGGGAGCCGCAUUCGGGCCCCCACAGGCCAGCCCUCCCCAGCCGUCCCAUGGACUACAGUCCUGCCGGCCCCUGCGUGGCUCGCCCAAGCUGCCUGACUUCCUGCAGAGGAACCCCCUGCCCCCCAUCCUGGGCUCCCCCACUAAGGCCAUGCCCUCCUUUGACUUCCCCAAGACCCCAAGCUCCCAGAAUCUGCUGACCCUCCUGGCCCGGCAGGGCGUAAUGGUGACGCCCCCUCGGAACCGGACACUACCCGACCUCUCAGAGGUGGGGCCCUUGCAAGGACAUCAACUGGGCCCUGGCCUGCGGCCUGCUGAGGACUCUAGGGGCCCCUUUGGCAGGUCCUUCAGCACCAGCCGCCUCACCGACCUGCUCCUUAAGGCUGCAUUUGGGACGCAGACCCAGGACUCAGGCAGCACAGACAGCCUGCAGGAGAAGCCCAUGGAGAUAGCGCCCUCUGCAGGCUUUGGAGGGAACCUGCACCCAGGAGCCCGUGCUGGGGGGGCUAGCAGCCCAUCCCCAGUGGUGUUCACUGUGGGCUCUCCCCCCAGCGGGACCACGCCGCCCCAGGGCCCCCGCACCAGGAUGUUCUCAGUGGGCUCCUCCAGCUCCCUUGGCUCCACCAGCUCCUCCUCUGCCCGCCACCUGCUGCCCGGGGCCUGCAGUGAGGCCACCGCCACUGAGCUACCUGCCCCAGGCCACUGCUGCAGUUUUGCCGACCCAAUUGCUGCCAACCUGGAGGGAGCUGUGACCUUCGAGGCCCCUGACCUCCCUGAGGAGACCCUCAUGGAGCAAGAGCACACGGAGAUCCUGCAUAGCCUGCGCUUCACACUCAUGUUCGUCCAGCACGUCCUGGAGAUUGCGGCCCUGAAGGGCAGUGCCAGCGAGACAGCCAGUGGCACCGAGCACCAGCUGCAGGAGAGCGUGGUGGCUGACCAGAUCAGCCUGCUGAGCCGCGAGUGGGGCUUUGCAGAGCAGCUGGUGCUGUACCUGAAGGUGGCUGAGCUGCUGUCCUCAGGCUUGCAGACUGCCAUCAACCAGAUCCGGGCUGGCAAGCUCUGCCUGUCGUCCACUGUGAAACAAGUGGUGCGAAAGCUGAAUGAGCUAUACAAGGCCAGUGUGGUGUCCUGCCAGGGCCUGAGCCUGAGGCUGCAGCGCUUCUUUGUGGACAAGCAGCGGCUCCUGGAUCGUAUCCACAGCAUCACCGCGGAGAAGCUCAUCUUCAGCCACGCCGUGCAGACGGUGCAGUCGGCCGCCCUGGAUGAGAUGUUCCAGCACCGGGAGGGCUGCGUGCCGCGCUACCACAAGGCACUGCUGCUGCUGGAGGGGCUGCAGCACAUGCUCACGGACCAGGCUGAUGUGGAGAACGUGGCCAGGUGCAAGCUAUGCAUUGAGCGCAGGCUCUCAGCCCUACUGACUGGCCUCUGCGCCUGACCUCCCAGGCCCAGCCCGCUGUGCCCAGGCAGCUGGACGUUCUCUGCCGAGCUCCACGGCCUCCCUGCAGGGACGCUGGGUGGAGCCAGGUGUCUGCAACCAUGCAGUUUGGCACUGCUGCUGCUUCUGUAGGACAGGGAUCAGUGCUGUGGUUCCGCGCUGGCUGACCCUCAGAGCUUCUCUCCAAGGCUGCCUCACACACAGGACGGGCACCUGCCACCCCGUGAGACCCGAGGACAGCAGGGCCCUGAGACUGCAUUGCCGAUGUGAGCUCUUCCUCUGGCCAGAGCCUUCCCUGCCCUUGCCCAGUAUAGGGGAUGCGGCCUCCUGGCUUUCCAUUCUCCCCAGGAAUGUCUCCCUCUGAGACCACCCACCCAGCUUUGUAAAUCACCCAAGCACUUUAUGCAGAUAGAGACUUGAGAGCCUCAACUUCUGCGGUCCGACAGCGUGACCGCAGGAACCUGUUCCUGGCGGUUGCCCUCGAGGCGUGUGUACAUACCAUAUACAUACUUACAUAUAUAAAUAGCCCCAUGAACGUGUGUGAGCGUGUGCGCCGGGUAUGGCUGCUGCCUGUGUCUGGUCCUGGAGAGGAGGGCAGGCUCUGCUGCAAAUCCUCUCAUUUAAAUGUUCUCCAGAGACAGACAAUGUGGAGCAUCUUGCUUUCCAAACCCAGAACAGAUGUUGUAAUCUUUCACACUUUACUCCUAAAAAGUGUCUUACUUUAAUGCAGCUCAUUUUUCCUUUAAAGUAGAAAAUGUGUAGGUGUUUAAGGAAUUAUCUUGGCAGGGUGGGGGCAGGACAGGGUCAGGCCUCCAAAUCACUGUGGGAUCUGAGCCGCGGAAGCAGAUGGUGCUGGGGUGCGUGUGGCUGGGGUGUGACAGGCCACUUCCCCAGCCGCCUGGUGCAGCCGUGUGUGCGUCUAUGUGUGGCUGCGUGUCCCCGACCUGAACGUGGUGGACAGGCGAGGGUGAACUGUUAGCGCAACAGAAAAAAAAAAUAUGCAAAACUCUUCCCCAUCAAGCUUUAAGAGUCAGUUUUGGUGGCUAGGCCCCUCCUUGGUAGGUAGGCCCCGUGACAG
Messenger RNA from Galeopterus variegatus (Sunda flying lemur), 4489 nucleotides. RefSeq names its product unc-51 like autophagy activating kinase 1 (gene ULK1). Gene Ontology annotation, cellular component: autophagosome; cytoplasm. Gene Ontology annotation, biological process: autophagosome organization; axon extension; positive regulation of autophagy. The coding region runs from base 1 to 3411 and encodes 1136 amino acids. NCBI's taxonomy places the organism in Eukaryota, Metazoa, Chordata, Mammalia, Dermoptera, Cynocephalidae. Gene Ontology annotation, molecular function: ATP binding; protein serine/threonine kinase activity. The transcript is spliced from 29 exons. The record is from RefSeq and is a predicted model, not a curated record.